This is a messenger RNA of Mirounga angustirostris (Northern elephant seal), 7323 nucleotides long. RefSeq names its product mucin-16-like. The record is from RefSeq and is a predicted model, not a curated record. NCBI's taxonomy places the organism in Eukaryota, Metazoa, Chordata, Mammalia, Carnivora, Phocidae.
AUGGCUGGCCUCUCUGCAACCACAGAGUUGGAGACACAGUCAAUGUCAUCUCUUGCCCCAGAACUGGGGGACACCAGCGCUUCCCAGCACAACAUCAUGGCCUCAAGGAAAGUCACUGUCCCUUCUGUAACGUCCACUGAUACUACCGAUGAGGCCUCCAGGACUGACGUCAUCUCCUCUAGCAGGACAUCCAUCCCUGGCCCUGCUCCAUCCACGCUGUCACCAGACAUCCCCACGGCAAUCAACAACAGGCUGUCUACCUCCCCGGUCAUGACAGAGUCCACAGCCGCAACCAUGGACACUGAAACAGGUCUCCUUGGGGCCACAUCACAGGGAACAGGUGCCUCAGAUGCAUCAGCCACAGCCUCCUGGGCAGAGAGUCACUCGGCUGGGACUGAGGGUUUUGCACACCCAGAUGUAACCGUAGGCAUGGACACAGGUUCUGAGGAUGGGUCACAGACAAGCCCUUCCUCUGACCUAGACCUCACAUCUCCAUCCUCCCUAGUGCCUUCCCAUGCCAUAACAUCACCUUCUCUAGUUUCCCCCACAUCACAAGCCAGGGGCCUUUCUCCACCUGUUCCCACCACCUCACCUGGCACCCCUGGCAUGCUGGGCACCACCGGCACAUUGAGCACAAGCUUGGGACGUGUGACAAGUUCACCUUCAGAUGUGAGCAGCACCUCAGUUGAGACCCGGGUAAUUUCAGAAGCCUCUACCGCUACAGAGGGACUCCACCUUUCCGGGAACACAGCAGUGACCAACGUGGGGACCAUCACUUCUGCACAGGAAUCCCAGUCCUCUGCCCCAGCGGACUCAGAGACACCGAACGGCCCCACUCCAACCGUCACCUCUUCCCUCAGUGGAGAUGCCACGGUUUCCACACGAAUGGCUGGCCUCUCUGAAACCACGGAGUUGGAGAAACAGUCAAUGUCAUCCCUUGCCCCGGAACUAGGGGACACCAGUGCCUCCCGGCACACCAUCAUGGCCUCAAAGAAAGUCAUUGUCCCUUCUGUAACGUCCACUGAUACUACCGAUGAGACCGCCAGGAGUGACGUCAUCUCCUCUAGCAGGACAUCCAUCCCUGGCCCUGCUCCAUCCACGCUGUCACCAGACAUGCCAACAGCAAUCAACACCAGGCUGUCUACCUCCCCGGUCAUGACAGAGUCCACAGCCGUAACCAUGGCCACCAAAACAGGUCUCCCUGGGGAUACAUCACAGAGCACAGCAAACACAGUCUCAUGGGUUAAUCAUUCUGGAGCACAGACCAGUUCUUCCAUCCCAACUCCAACUGUCUCCCCUGGUAUAUUAGGGGUGGGGACCUCACUGGUCACUAGUUCUGGGGCAGAGACCAGUGCAAAUUUUCUAACUCUUACUGAUUCCUCGCAUGACUCAGAAAUAACAACCUUAUGGGUCACCCAUUCCGCAAAGACCAGCACACCUGUUUCCAGAAUAACUCCAAAUUUCUCCUAUAGUGAAUCUGAUAUCUCACUCUCAACAGCCACCACUCCAGGGGCAGAAAGCAGUUCACCUUCAGCUACAACUAUCUUACCUGGUGUGCCAGGAUCAGUGACCUUACUGGUUACCAGUUCUGAGGCAGAAACCAAUACAACUUUUACAACUCUGACAGAUUCACUGCAUGAACUGGAGACCACAGCCUCAUGGGUCACCCAUUCUGAGAAAGAAGCCAGUUCAGCUGUUUCAACUCUGCUUGUUUCCCCUGGGAAGCCAGAUACACCAGUCUCAUUGGUCACCCAUCCUGCAGAGACCAGCCCAACUAUUCCCAAGGCAACCCCCAGUUUUUCCCAUAGUGAAUCAGAUACCACACAUUCAAUAGCUACCAGUUCUGGGGCACAGACAAUUUCAGCCAUUCCAACUGUGACUGUCUCCCCUGUUGUAUCAGGGGUGGAAAUCUCACUGGUCACAAGUUCUGGGGCGGAGAGCAGUACAACUCUUAAAACUCUCACUGUUUCUCCAGGUCAACUGGAGACCACAGCUUCAUGGGUCACCCAUUCUGGGACAGAAGCCCGUUCAGCUGUUCCAACUCAGACUGAUUCCCCUGGGGAGCUAGAUACACCAGUCUCUUUGGUCACCCAUCCUGCAGAGACCAGCCCAACAGUUCCCCGGACAACCCCCAAUGUUUCCCCCAGUGAAUCACCCUCAAUGACCACCAGCUGUGGGGCAGAAACCAGUUCAGCUAUUCCAACUCAGACUGAUUCCCCACAUAAGCCAGAUAUAGCAGUCUCAUUGGUCACCCCUUCUGCAGAGACCAGCCCAACUGUCCCCACAACACCUCCAGUUUUUUCCAAAAGUGUACCAGACACCAAACACUCAGUAGGCACCAGUCUUGGGGCAGAAGCCAGUUCAGCUGUUCCAACUCCAACUAUCUCCCCUGGUGUACCGGAUAUGGUGACCUCCCAGGUCCCUAGUUCUGAGACAGAUGCCAAUAUGACUAUUCCAAGUCUAACUCUUUCUCCUGGUGAACCAGCAACCACAGCCUUAUUGGUCACCCAGUCCAGUGCAAAGACAAGCACAAAUUUUCCUAGUUCAACUGCUUUUCCUCAUUUACCACCAGAGACCGUAGCCUCACCACCAUCCAUCCGACCUGAGUUGGAGAUUAGUGAAGCUCUUCCAACUCAGACUGUUUUCCUCAGUCCAGAAGAAAUAACAUCCUUCACCACACCUGCAACUGAGACCAGCGGAGUUGAUCUAGGUCCAACUAUCUCAUUUGGCGUUCCUGCAGAAACAGCCUCACUCUCCACCCAUCUUGGCACAGACAUCAGCACAACGAUUUCAAGUUCAACUCUUUCCCCCAUUUUAUUGGCGACCACAGGCUUACUGGCCACCAGCCCUGCAUCAGAUGCCAGGACAGGUAUCCCAACUUUGACUGCUGGUGAUCUUGGACCUGUCAGUACCCCUGCAACCACUGGUGAGCCUUACACCUUAACUUCCUGGGGCACAGAACCCUCACCACCUGUGACCUCAGUUGGACUCCCUGAAUUGUCCAAGACUGUGAUGGGGAACACUGUGACCUUGAUAGCAUCAGAGACCCCAACACCACCUAAAACCAGUCACAGAGAAGGACUGAGUUCAACAACUGUCCUGAAAACCACAACUCUUGAGACCACUAAUUUAGCUGUUACAGGUUCAGGCCCCAUCAUAGUAGAGACCACAACCACCUUCAAUACAUCAGCAGGAAGUCCCUUUGUCCCUGAGACCUCACCUGGGAUGUCCACCUUGACCUCUCUGAGUGUGGCUUCAGAAACAAGUAAGAAUGCUGCAGUUCCUUUCUUGAUGACUUUUACUGUCAACUUCACCAUCACCAACCUGCACUACACAGAGGACAUGGAAAACUCGAGCUCUGAGAUAUUCAAUGCCACUGAGAGAAACCUGCAGCACCUGCUCGGGACUCUGUUCAAAAACAGCAGCAUUGGUUCCCUCUAUGCUGGCUGCAGGCUGACCUUGCUCAGGGCUGAAAAGGAUGGAACAAGCACCAGAAUGGACGUGGUCUGCACCUACCGCCCAGAUCCCACAGGCUUCAGGCUGGACAGAAAGUGGCUAUACUGGGAGCUAAGCCAGCAGACCCAUGGUGUCACUCAGCUGGGCCCUUACACCCUGGACAGGGACAGUCUCUGUGUCAAUGGUUAUAACUAUCAGUACUGGAUCCCCACCACCAGCACUCCGCUGACUUCUACAUUCUCUCCAGGACUCCCUGCAUCUCUGCCUCCCACCCCCAACUCUACAGCUGCAGGUGUGGGUCCUGCCCUGGUGCCAUUCACCCUCAACUUCACCAUCACCAACCUGCUCUGCACCCCAGACAUGAGGCGCCCAGGCUCCAUGAAGUUCAACUCCACUGAGAGGGUCCUGAAGAGCCUGCUUGGUCCCUUAUUUAAGAACACUAGUAUUGGCCCACUGUACUCUGGUUGCAGAUUGACCUUGCUCAGGACUGAGAAGGGUGGAGCAGCAACUGGAGUGGAUGCCAUCUGCACCUACCAUCCUGACCCCAUGGGCCAUAGGCUAAACAGAGUAGAACUGUACCAGGAGCUGAAUCAGCUGACCCACGGUGUCACCUGGCUGGGAACCUACACCCUGGACAGAGACAGUCUCUACGUUAACGGUUAUAACCAUCAGUACUGGACACCUACCACCAGCACUCCAGUGACUUCUACAUUCUCUCCAGGAUCUUCCACAACUCUGUCCCCCAUCCUCAGCUCUACAGCAGUGGUCCCUUUCCUGGUGCCGUUCACCCUCAACUUCACCAUAACCAACCUGCACUACGAACAGGACAUGCAGCAUCCAGGCUCUUGGAAAUUCACCUCCAUGGAGAGGAUCCUGCAGGAUCUGCUCAAACCCCUGUUCAAGAACAGCAGUCUGGGAUUCCUCUAUUCAGGCUGCAGACUAGCCUCGCUCAGGUGGUGAUUCUUACCCAGGCCUGAGAAGGAUGGGGCAGCCACCAGAGUGGAUGCCAUGUGUGUGCAUCGCCCCGACCCUGAAGGCCCUGGACUGGACAGAGAGCAGCUGUACUGGGAGCUGAGCCAGCUGACCCAUGGCAUUGCCCUGCUGGGCCACUACACCCUGGACAGGAACAGUCUCUGUGUCAAUGGUUACACGCAUCAGGUCCUGACCUCCACCCCCAGCACCACUGGUCCUGCCCUGGUGCUGUUUACUCUCAACUUCACCAUCAGUAACCUGCACCACCAGGAGGGUAUGAGUCACCCUGGUUCCUGGAGGUUCAACAGCACCCAGAGAAACCUACAGCGCCUGCUAGGACCCUUGUUCAAGAACACCAGUGUGGGCCCCCUGUACUCAGGCUGCAGACUGACCUUGCUCAGGCCUGAGAAGGAUGGGGCAGCCACUGGAGUGGAUGCCAUCUGCACCCACCGCCCUGACCCUGUGGGCCCUGGGCUGGACAGAGAGCAGCUGUACCAGGAGUUGAGCCAGCUGACCAGUGGCAUCACCAGGCUGGGUCCCUACACCCUGUACCCAGACAGUCUCUACAUCAAUGGUUACACCUAUCCAGCUUCAGCCACCACCCCCAACACCACUGGCCCCACUCUGGUGUCCUUCACCCUGAACUUUACCACCACCAACCUGCACUACACUGAAGACAUGGGGCACCCAUCUUCUUCCAAGUUCAAUUCCACUGAGAGGACCCUCCAGCACUGGCUCAGGCUUUUGUUCCGCAAGACCAGUGUCGGCCCCCUCUACGCUGGCUGCAGACUGGCCUCGCUCAGGCUUGAGAAGGGUGGAGCCGCCACUGGAGUGGACAUCACCUGCACCAUCCACUCUGAUCCUGCAGGCCCCAGGCUGGACAAAGAGCAGCUGUACUGGGAGCUGAGCCGUGAGACCUAUGGCAUCACCCAGCUGGGGUCCUUCACCCUGGACAGGGACAGCCUCUACGUCAAUGGUUAUAACUAUGGAGCCAUAGCCCCGACUACCACUACUCUGGAGGUCAGUGAGGAGCCGUUCACACUGAACUUCACCAUCGACAACCUGCGCUACUCAGCAGAUAUGGGCCACCCCGGCUCCCUCAAGUUCAACAUCACAGACAGCCUCAUGCAGCACCUGGUGAGAGGCCAGCUUCCCCGUCCCCACCUCCAUGACCCCUCCUCUGGGCUGUCACCAGCUGUGACCACUGGCCCUCUCCUUCCUCUCCAGCUCGGCCCAUUGUUUCAGAGGAGCAGCCUAGGAGCCCGAUAUGCAGGCUGCAAGGUCACCUCACUAAGGUCUGUGAAGAAUGGCGCCAAAACAAGGGUGGACAUCCUCUGCACCUACCGGCAGCCCCGCAGCAGCCCAGGUCUGCCUGCCAGGCAGGUGUUCCAUGAGCUGAGCCGGCAGACCCGUGGCAUCACCCGGCUGGGCCCCUAUUCUCUGGACAAGGACAGCCUCUACCUCAAUGGCUAUAAUGAACGUGGUCCAGAUGAGCCUCCUACAACUCCUGAGGCAGCCACCACAUUCCUGCCUCGUUCAUCAUCACCUGUGCAACUAGAAGCCACCACAGCUAUGGGACACAACCUGAAGACCUUCACACUAAACUUCACCAUCUCCAACCUCCAGUAUUCAAUGGACAUGAGCAAUGGCUCAGCUGUGUUCAACUCCACCAAGAGGACCCUGCAGCACCUGCUUGGAUCCUUGUUCCAGAAAAGCAGUCUGGGCCCCUUCUACUCAGGUUGCAGACUAAUCUCCCUCAGACCUGAGAAAGAUGGGGCAGCCACCCAUGUUGAUACCAUCUGCACCUACCGCCAUGAUUCCAUGGGCCAUGGGCUGAACAGAGAGUGGCUUUACUGGGAGCUGAACCAGCUGACCCAUGGUGUCACCCAGAUGGGCCUCUACACCCUGGUCAGUGACAGCCUCUUGGUCAAUGGCUAUGCACCCCAGCGUUUAUCUACCCAGAGGGAGUAUCAGCUAAAUUUCCGCAUCAUCAACUGGAACCUCAGCAACCCCACAUCCUUGGAGUACAUAGCCCUGCGGAGGGACAUCCAGGACAAGGUCACCGAACUCUAUAGAGGCAGCCAGCUACAAGACAUAUUCCACUCUUGCCUGGUCACCAACUUGACGUUGGGCUCCAUGUUUGUCACCAUCCAGGCACUGUUCUCUUCUAAUGUGGACCCCAGCGUGGUGAAGAAAGUCUUUCUGGACAAGACCCUGAAUGUCUCAUCCCACUGGCUAGGCACCACCUAUCAGCUGGCAGACCUUCAUGUGACAGAAGUGGAGCCAUCAGCUCAUCUACCAACAGACAAACCAACAAGCAGUCCCUUCCCCGAGCACUUCCAGCUGAAUUUCACUGUCACCAACCUACUCUAUUCCCAGGACAUAGCCCAGCCAGGCACCACCAAACACCAGCAGAACAAGAGAAGUAUUGAGAAUGCGCUCAACCAGCUCUUCCAGAACAGCAGCAUCAAGAAUUUUUUCUCUGACUGUCAAGUUUUAGCAUUCAGGUCUGUCCCCCACAGCAGCCACACUGGGGUGGACUCCUUGUGUAACUUUUCACCAUUGGCUCGGAGACUGGACAGAGUUGCCAUCUAUUUGGAGUUCCUGAGGCUGACCAAAAAUGGUACCCAGUUGCAGAACUUUACCCUGGACAGAAACAGUGUCCUUGUGGAUGGGUAUUCUCCCAACAGAAAUGAUGUCUUAACUGAGAAUUCUGACUUCCCCUUCUGGGCCAUCAUCCUUAUCUGCUUGGCGGGACUCCUGGUACUCAUCACAUGCCUGAUCUGCUGCUUCCUGGUCACUGUCUGCCGGCGGAAGAAGGAGGGAAACUACGAGGUUCAGCAGCACAGCCUGGGCUCUUACCUGCCACACCUGGACCUGAGGAAGCUGCAGUGA